This is a messenger RNA of Dentiscutata erythropus, 438 nucleotides long. NCBI's taxonomy places the organism in Eukaryota, Fungi, Glomeromycota, Glomeromycetes, Diversisporales, Gigasporaceae. The record is from the annotation of a GenBank genome assembly.
AUGUUUUCAAUCGUUGUUCAAAAUAAAAGAAAAGAUCCUAUUCCUGUUAAAAAUAUCAAAGAAAAUAAAAAAACAAUUAAAAAACAAAAAAAUAAUAAUGAAGCAAUUGAAGCUUAUAUUGAGAUGAAACCUUUUAAACUUUCAAGUAAAGUUGAUAGAUACGCGUAUAAAACAGCAUUUCCAGAAGCUGAAGAGAGAUUGAGUUUUAUGAGAAAUUUAUUAUUAUAUUAUAUAGCUUGUGUUAAUGAGCUUGAUAAUAUUGAAAAUCUAAUGCCAAAAAGAAGAAAUCAUCAUCUUUAUUUCAAAGAAAAAUUUUUUAAAGAAAAGACUUUAAAGGGUCUCCAAGUUGAAGCAACAAUAGCUGUACAAAAUUUAAAGAAAUCUAUCAAAGAGCUUGAAAAUGAAUUAGAUUCAUAUUACGCGUCAAAAAAUGAAUAA